Messenger RNA from Leptosomus discolor (cuckoo roller), 1380 nucleotides. The record is from RefSeq and is a predicted model, not a curated record. Lineage: Eukaryota; Metazoa; Chordata; Aves; Leptosomiformes; Leptosomidae.
AAUGAGAAGGACCAUUCAAAGUCAAAUGUCCAUGUUCAGCUUGUCGGUGACAAAGUGGUAAAGGCACCAGUGUUCAGAAGUAUGUUUAGCAGCUUGAUCCAUUUCCCAGGCUACAGCCUGCGCUUGGAGGGCAAAGAUCCAUUGAUUGACCAAGGAUGGAGAGGGAGGGCUCAGCAGAGCUCACAGGCUCUCAAGCAGCUUGCUGUAGCUCAGUCUUCUCUUCAAAUACCUCAAAUUGUGUAUGAAGAUCCUGAAGUCAGUGGAAGGAAUCGCUACAAAUAUUUUGCACGACCCCUCAUCCCUUCUAAUAAGCUGUUUCCACUGAACAUUGCUUAUGCAAUGGCAAAGACAGAGACGUAUGUCCAUUCAGCUACAAGGGACAGCAAGGCCUUUGGUCCCAAGUUACGAACUUUGGGCACACAGACAGAUUACAGGGAUGGUGAAGCCCAGACGGAUCCCUAUUCCCCUGAAUAUGUAGUUUCCAGUGGCUCAGUCCCUGAGCUUCUGACACUUGCUACACUCACUUGGGGUCGGGGGCUACCAGCAGGACUAGCCGAGGUGGAGAUGAUUGAACGUGCCCGGGAAAAACGUGCAUGGGAAGCAACUCUUCCAGCCAUGGACAAUGCCUUACAAAUCGUGAAGAGGAGGAAAAUGAUGGAUGAUAUGGAGAGGAAGGAGUGGGCCUUUAGAGAACAGGAAAUAGAAAAGUUGCAGGAGGUUCGACUAGAAGUCUUAAAGAAGCUGCUGUGGAGGCGAGAGGAGAAUCGGAAUGAGCUGGAUGCCAAACGCUUAGAUAGCCACUGGCAAAAUCAUCAGAAGGCUAAAGAAGAGAAAAUAAAAAAGAUUCAGCAUGACUGUGCACUGAUGCUCAGGAAACUGAUAGCUAAGAGGAAGAAUGUGAUGGGGAAGCUGGAGAGACGAGAUAUCAUCAAAGAGUAUACUGACUUUGCAUCACAAACAUACGCUCCUUUGUCUAGAAUUGGUUAUUUCCCAGAUAACCGUUCUGAACGCUAUGUGGUAAAAAACUUCUAUCUUAACACCUUUGCAGGACUCUGUGAACUGGAAGCAUCUCUCCCAGAUUCUGUCACCCAGGUCAAGAUUAAAGCUCCAAAACCUAAGUGCACCACUACUAAGACUGGAUUUAUUAAAAGAUCGGCAAGGCUGGAGGUGGAGCUAGCACAAGUUCACCAGGCACUACUGGAGAAGAAAAAUGAAGUCAAGGAGCCAAAGAAGCCCCUCCGUUUCCUUCAAAAAGUAGAAAAGCCCAUUCCUCGGCCACCCACCCCAAUCCUGGAAAAACCAUCGAUUGAGGAAGAGGAAACAGAACUGGCCGUGAUCUGUCUGCAGCAGUUGCUCCGAGGGAGAGCUAUUCAGAACAUG